CUUUGAGUGGGCUUUUAUUUUGACAUUUUUACACCGGAACAUCCCCGUUAACAUUAUCGUCAAAGGAAAUAAGCAAAUGAGGCGCCACUGAUCCGUUUGGGAGGGAGCAGACCUUCUUCUUGUGGCAAGUAAAUGAUGGAACUGGACGAUGAACUGGAGAACUUCAUCAGGGAGCGUAAGGCAAGAGUGGCCCAAGAUAGAGCAAGUUUAGAGGAAGAUGCUCCUUACAUGGAAAUCAGGGCAAAACCUCACAGAAGCUAUCGGUCCACGAUCAAGGAGAACAUUCCCCCCAAGUUGACUCCACAAGAGAAAGAAGAGAUCUACAGUGUGGGUCUUCCCCUUGGUGUGGAGUACGAUAAAAAGAAGAAGAGACUUCAGCAUGAGCGUCGUAUGGAAUACAGAAACUACAUGGCACAGCAAAAGCUGCUUGAAAAGAAGACAAGCGAUGUUCUCAAACAGCAAACACCUUCAUGGAGGGAUGCAGCCGCUUUGACAGAAGCCAGAAGGGACUCUUAUAGGCCUCCUUCCCCUUCUGAGGUCACGAUCCCCUCCUUUCCUGAAGAGCCAUCUUUGGAAUCUCACAGACACAAAGACAAGCGUUAUGAGCCCAUUGACCUGGAAUCAGAGGAGGAUCGGCAUUUUAAGGUGAAGCUAACAGGCUCCAGGAGUAGUAGGCAACAAGGUUUAGAUGCCAGUUAUGAGAAGACCCAAUCUACAAGGAAUGAUACAAGGGAGAAUGAAGAGAUGCCUUCAGGUUUUGCCAGACAAGGCCGGAGAUCAAACGCCCUGAAGAAAACUGAUGACGCUGAAUUUGCUACCGGCCUUCUAAUCGGAGCCAUUGAUACAGCUGAAGCCGUGCAGAAGAAGAAGGACCGCUACAGGCAGGAGCUGCAAGAACAGAUAGCCGAGCAGAAAAGAAACAAGAUGAGAGAGAAAAAAUUGGAGCUAAGAGUUGCUGUAACGAGGGCAAACGAUCCAGAGAAUCAGCACCAAGUUGAGCAGUUUGGACUGAACAAGAGAAGGGACCUUAACUUCCUGCAGCCUUCAGCGUUGGGAGAGAGAGAAUCUUCAUCCAGAAGUUUAUCUAAUAAAGACAAAACUGGCAGUGGUGGCAGGCUGACGCCUCCACCCGAUCAGCCCCGUUUGGCUUUUCAGUCUCCAGUGAUGGAGGGCAGCUCCACCAUGGACCUGGUGGAAGGUGGACUGUCUUCUAAUAGCCAGCCUGCUACCUUCUUCCAAAGAGCUAUGGAUACUCCCAGAAUUCCCUGGGUGCUUCCUCACCCGCCUCUUAAUGUCAUGGACCCCUCCCGAGGCAACUAUGGCGAGCCUCAUCACUACUAUAGAAACAUGGUUGACCCAAACAUUGCCUACUAUGGUCAUUUGCCUUACCCUUCUAUGGGUCUUCCCAUGGUUUACUACAACAUACCACCAGGAGGAGCUGUGCCCAGUCAUUUGGGUGAUGGGAGACCCCAUAGUGGAAACAGGCUUCCUGAGCUCCCACCACAGUCCAAGACUAAGCCUGGUACUUCGGCCCCCCUUACUGGGCUUUUUCCCCCAGAGAGUUCCCGAUCAACCAAGCAAACAAAUUUGGACUACCUAGAGGGCCUACACAAACAGGGCGAUGCCAGGAAAGGGGACAUCCAGCUUUUCAACAAGAUUCAAGAGCAGCAGGAGCGAAAGCGUGUGGAGAGGGAGGAGCAGGAGCGUUACGAGGCAAAAUUGAAGGACGACAUGAGAAGACAUCAACCUUGGGGUCGAGGUGGAGGCGGAGCCCCACUCAGAGACAGUACAGGACAUCUCAUUGCUGACCUUAGCCAGAUGCACAAGCUGAAUGAAGAGGCCAAGAGCCACCCAGAUCGAAGGAGAGCAGCUGUGAUGACAGCCAACAACAGGGUCUCUGGUACUGUAGCAGAGAGCAGUUGCACUGACACUAGUGACCGGCUCCCUGGCUUCACCCAUGUCCAAACGCCCCAGUUGGUAGUGGGCAAUAUGUUUGACAACCAGCUCAUACAGGAGCAGUUCACACAGCAGCAGCUCCGUGACAACGAGAAGUACAAAGCUGAACUCAAACUGCAGAUAGAGGAGAAGCAGCGUAAACAGGCAGAGGAAAGGGAACAGAUCAGGCUUGAGGAAGAAAAGUUAGAUAAGAAGGUGGCAGAGGACAUGGCUCGCAUCCAGAAGGACUACGAAGAAGAACAAGAGAAGAAGAAACGAAAGGAGAUGGAGGUUAAGGCCAGAGUCGAGAAACAACAUCUGCUGGCAGAACAGAAAAGGAAGGAAAUAGAAAGUAAGAAGGCAGAGGAGAAGAAGGAAGCAGAAAGUAAAAAGGCAGACGAAAAGAAGAAAGCGGCACAGGAGAAGCAGUGUGAACAAGAGAGGGAAGCCCAAAUAGAAAUGGUUCACAGGGAAUUGCCCCCAUCAAAGUCCACCUUGGAGAGGAAACAGCAGUGCAGCUCUAGGCCUCCCACCAUUGAGAGCCGACAAUCCACUGCUCCCCUUUCUGAACAAUCUCUGUCUAUCCCCCAUUCUCCACCUGCUUGUAGGAAUGAACUUCGAUCUGCAGCUGAGCAACGGGAGGUGUACAGCAAAUUGUCAGCAUUGCGUCAGCAGCUUCACCGAAGGCUAAAACGAAUGGAGCCAGAAGUCAAUCUACAGUAUGAAGAUUGGGAUGAAAUGGACUCCCUUUUUGCUCGAAGACAAGCGCACCAGCAAGUGGAUGUGUUUGAAAUGGCGAGGCGGCGGCCCCAAGCUCCAGUUCGAAGGCACAACUCCAGGAAACUGCAACCUAGUACUCUGCUGCGAAUUCAUGACUUACUUCAACUCGAUCACUCCGGUGAUGAACUCUUAAACUAUGGUGAGUCCAGGCUCAGCUCCACUGAGGUCCAAACAGAGAAGACAGGGGGCGUAAUCAGUCGGAGUAGGUGGGACGACAUGGAACCGCGUCAGAGGUCAACACACCAGGAUGAUUGUUUUGACAUAUCGCCUCCAGAUCAAAACCACUAUCUGGGAAGCGAGAUGGGCCGACUUCCACGAGGAUCUCUGCUGGAGUCAGAGAGUGCCUUCCUUGCCACUUUGGGAGAAGAUUUUCCAGUACCAAGCUCCCCAGACGUUAACAUGACACACCAACCCUCAGCCCGGGAAAGGAGGAGGCUGACCAGACGGUGCCCAUACCCACAGGAAGAAGAGUCCUCCUAUGACAACCCAUUUCACAUAAGUAGCAGGAAGCAGAGAGUAGCGGAGUCCAGCAUUGAAGAAAAGGACCAGGACAGGAUAUUCGAUUUGAAAGACCCCAUUUGUCGUGGAAAUACAGCCGGAACUGUAGAUCUGUCUGAUGAUGACUCAUUACCUCCCCCGUUUUGCCCCCUCACUCACAAUCGUCAAAGUUCAGUAGAAUCAUUCUCAACUGAUCCCUGGAUGCGACCAGGUACUUCAGAAACUCUUAAGUGUUUAGAGCGCCCAUUGAGGAGGGAGCCAUUAACAACGCAGGAGACGGUCCGUUGAAUGUUGCAGAAGUUUUCCAACUUCACUCUUCGUUUGAUCCAGAUCUUUGAGGUGUCACAUUGUAGAUGAUUUUUCUGUUGAAAAUGUGACAGAUGAAUGUGACUGAUGUUACUACUUUAUUUGCUAUUGUAUAUGUCACCGGUACCCAAUUGGAUCCAAUGGGCCAAAUUUGGGCCACUGGGUUGUUUCGUUUAGCCCGCCAAAGGGUGGCCUCUCAAAUAUUUUACAUAAUCGUACUGACCUGUUUUAAGAUCACACAAUCAUUGAUGACAUGUCUGCAAAGAAACUACCUAGUUCUCAACAUCUCCACUACCUUAUAUAUAUGGAAGUAUAGGGCUAAACUCAUUCAUGGUGAUGCUGUACACUUAAAAUCUCUGGUGGGCACAUUUUUACUUUGGCACCCCUGGUCUAUGUUAUCAAGAGCUUCAGUGCCAAUGUUCAAUGAAUUCAUAGUUUUAUAUGGGCAGCUUUGUAUUUAAUAAUUUAUAUGAUAGUUUAUUGACUAGAGAGAUGUUAAAUAAAUC
Molecule: messenger RNA, 4025 nt
Organism: Nerophis lumbriciformis (worm pipefish)
Lineage: Eukaryota; Metazoa; Chordata; Actinopteri; Syngnathiformes; Syngnathidae
Product: centrosome and spindle pole-associated protein 1-like
Biological process (GO): positive regulation of cytokinesis
Cellular component (GO): spindle pole; microtubule; centrosome
Source: RefSeq, a predicted model, not a curated record